Porites lobata is the source of this 12453-nucleotide messenger RNA. Lineage: Eukaryota; Metazoa; Cnidaria; Anthozoa; Scleractinia; Poritidae. The record is from the annotation of a GenBank genome assembly.
UUUUUCACUGUCAUGUGGGAUCUUCAUCCAGGAUUUAUGUAAUCUCAAACAAGCUAUAAAUGAGUUUGGAAACGUUCCCCCCAUCAGAUAUGACUUCCACCGCGUCUUCAUCAGUUUCGGACGAGAGGACACCGUUAAUGCGGUCAGAUUCUGCUCUUUCUCGACAAACAAGCGCACAUCAGUCGACGUCUGGCAUCUUCCGUGGACACUUACCAUCAAUGAAUCGAAACCGAAACUCGCUCUUUCCGCUGGCUUGCAUUAUUCUAGCGGUGGUUCUUGAAAGAAUAACUUUCUACGGGAUCCUAGCGAACUUGGUUUUGUACCUUAUAAACAUGACUAAGUUUAGCCAGUCUGCUGCCGUUGGCACAGUUAUGAUUUUUACUGGGAUGGCCUGGCUAAUGUCGACAGUGGGAGGGAUUGUAGCAGACUCAUACAGUGGCCGAUAUAAUGCUGUUUGGGGGAGUCUAAUGAUCUAUAUCGUUGGUGCUGGAAUGAUUUUUUAUUCAGCUCUUCUUACAGACACGCAAUACCCUGUUAGCGAUGGAUGCAAUCAAUUGAUAGUACUUUUAGCUUUGUUGGUAAUUUCCAUUGGAGAGGGUGCGUACAAAGCUAACAUCACUGCAUUUGGUGCUGAUCAGUUACAAGGACAUGAUGACAACAGAUACCGGCGAUUUUUUAAUUGGUAUUACUGGGGUAUAAACGUUGCGUCUUUCACAGCCUAUGCUGGCCUUGCGUAUGUAGAGCAAGAAUUCACAUUUUCUUUGGCGUUUGGCAUAUUACUGGCUUGCAUUGCUUUGGCCAGUGUCGUAUUCUGUGUCUGUAGGUCACGCUAUAUCACUCAACCUCCUGCUGGACACCUUCUGAAAAAGAUGUAUCACAUUGUGAAAGAAGCAAGGCUUAAGAAAAAGGAAGCAUCUAAGAGGUAUAAUUAAGAAAUGAUAAAUGUGCAGCGUGCAACCAUCAAGUUAGGGGUAAAUGUGGGAGGUUGCUAAGCACAAAAGAAGUGGACAUGUAAGAGUCACACGAGGCAAUAGCCGAGUGCAACUCUAGCUUGUUGAGUGCUUAGUAAACCUCCCAAUGGCAUUCAUCUCUGGAUAGUCGCACAGCUGCAACGUUUACCAUUUAUUUUAUAACAUAAUCAAAAAAGAAAACAUUUCCAUUUCCCUAUGGUUGAGUCAGUCAUCGGUACUGUAGACGAGUUGGUGUAUGCUGUCAUCUGCCUGCGCAUAAACAAAUCAUGACUUUCAAAUACUUGCCUUUGAGUUUUUCUUUUUGGUUGUUAACCCAUUGUCAUCUGCCUGGUUUUCUGGCUACUGUCCUGCUAUAAAGAGCUAAAAAACAAAUCAUGAGCCUUCUGAUUUCAAAUACUUGCCAAAAUUUUGAGAUAGUUUUUUGAGUUUUUCUUUUGCUGAAUCAACUGUUCUCCAUGUUAAGGUAAAUUGCAAAAACAUUUCUUGUUAUCCCAAAUGGUAUCUGUCUACUUGCUCUUACUAUUAGGGUAAAUACUUCGAGGGAAAACUAUAAUUGUAAACAUAAACACUAACUAAAAAACGAUGCAAUGUAAAAUGAUAAUUGCCCAGGGGGAUACUCCGGAUUUCAAGUGACAGGGAUGAUUGAUUGGGGGCAAAAAUCAAAACCCAAAAAAUCCUUGGGGCUAACAUUUAACCCCCCAAAAAAUCCCAUGCCAAAUUUCCAACCCAUAAAAAUUUUCAGGAAGCAUUAAAUGAUAUAACACGAAAAAUAGGAACAUUGGUAACAAUGUUUGUGUUUGUUUAUUCGUCACACUGUCGGGAGUAAGAUCCUUUUUUGCAUCUGGUGGUCAUUGUAACAACACUUGAGACACACAGAACAUAUUCUUCAUAUUAUUCAACCGGUUUUAUGAAAAAGAUGCAAUGUAAAGCAUUAAAUAUUAAAGUAGUCACAAAACAACUUUGGUUUUACUUUAUUUGUGGAACUACGCAGCUGGGAUACGCAGGGACUAUAACAAAUCUUCAGAUUGUUUUGAAGACCCAAAAAAUCCCUACUUAAAUCAAGCUACAUGUACCAAAAAAAAUAGUUGCCUACCCAAAAAAAUCCUUCAAUCAUCCCUGUCACUUGAAAUCCAGAGUACCCCCCUCCCACCUUGGGGAUAAUUGCGUGAAAAUGUUUGCAAUACACAUAACGUAGAAAUGAGAAAAAUUGACUGUAUGUAUGUAUUUCCUUUAGAAUAACAGGUAACGCUAAUUUUAAAAGGAAAUUAACUGGCUUCGUAUCGAAAUUUGUCUGGGGAAAUCGGGCUGAAAGUCAAAAUUGCAAAAAUUUGCCCGCACAAAAAUAAUAAACAGAGCAGUCAUUUUUUGAAAAAUUUAUUUGAAAACCCAAAUGUUUCUGUAAUCAAAUGAAAUUUGCUCUACAAUUCCAGCUAAUGUGUCCGUAACUCAACUAAAAUUUUUAAUCAAUCAAAGGUACACAACAAAGCUGUCUCGAAUCUGAGCGUGUUUUCUAAAAUAUUUGCUUGAAUUUAACAGCAACUUGACUAAAAGGUCAAUAACACAGUGCUAAUUGAUGCAUUUCCAUUUCAAAACAGACUUUCUCUUCUAAAACACACAAAAUGUACCUUAAAUGUUGAGCUUGAAUCCUCAAAAAAUUUCACUCACUCAGUUGUUCUUCUGAGCUCCCAGCUGCAAAGGAAACAAUGACGACUUUCUCCAGGGCAAAUUUGUUGCUUGAUCUUUUCACUUUUCUUUGAAACAAAAAGUGAGUAUUUUCUUCAACUUCUACUUUUCAUUUGUAUAUUAUUUUCAUCGGUGCAUUUUAAACCGCACAGGAGAGGAGUUUACUGAAUUUGCCUCCAUUUCACCAUGCUAGCUUUUCUUUGAAUGCACCAACGGGCAAAUGGUGGAUGGCUAAGUGACCAAUAAGAGCACACGCUUUACUUUGUGAUGUUAUAAAGAUAUGCAUACCCUUCUGCUGUGGUUUAAAUUUAUCCAUGAUACAAACUGUUUUCUUUUGCAACAUUUAUGGACCAUUAGCAAAACCUAUGGGGGAGGGGGCAUGUGAAGUGCAAAACAGAUAUUUGCGGAAAAAAUUACCUGCACACCAUGUAACCCUAACAUAUAUUCAUGCACUGGCCCUAAAAAAAAUUUCACAUAAAGGAAGUGUUAAUGAGAAAAAUUCAUGUGGCUUGAAAAUUCCUCACACCACUCCCCCAUAACUUUUUUAAUGGUCACUCCUAAAUGGUUUGACUGAAGAAAAAAUUCACUGUCAUAAAGGAAUAGUUAUUUGAAGUGUUAAUCUACUGCAUAACUUUUUUAAUGGUCACUCCUAAAUGGUUUGACUCAAAAUAUCAGUCACUGUCAAAAAUAGUCCCAUUUAGGAUUAUACAAGGGCUGUCACUAAGAUUUCAUGUUGAAGGGUAUCUGCCAUUAGUAGGUGGGGAUUUGAACAACUAGGAAAUUCUUUUGGUUUAAUAGGCCCUUUGCACUGAGAGGUCAUGUGACAUCAUGUUUAUGAAAAUGAAAGUGGGCUUCCAAAUUUAUAAAUGAUUUUGCCUUUGAAAAAGCAGUGAAAGAAAAUAAAGGGUCAUAUCCAUUAGUAGGUGGGGAUUUGAACAAAAAUAAUAGUGAUUUGGUUUUUCAAACCUUUUAAAAACAAUUAGCGGGUCAUUUUCAAAACAUUUGAGUAAGUUCAUAGCUGGUCACGUGACCAAAAUGUGAUUUUUAAAAUUAUGAAUUACCUCUUUCUGAAUGCAAAUUUUGCACUUAUGCUUCAAGGAAAAUGUCGAAAAGAUGAUGUGGUAAUGUUUACAGCACAUCUGAGCGUAACUAUCAAACUUUUAACAAGGUAUCAGCAAAAAGUAGUUUUGGCCGCCAUGUUGGAGCGCAAGAGUAUGCCCUCCAAUAUAGCAGCCAAUACAAAUCAUACUACUUUGUUGAAAAAUCAAAGUGCCAUAAAAUACCUCCCUUCAAUGCGUUUCCUUUCAAAUUGCGGGUGUAAGAUAAUAUUUAUUUUUAUGUGCUCUGUCAAUUUUUGGUAUCAGCAAGAUUCCAACUCAUUGUUUAAAUGAAGCAUUGGUCAUGUGACCUCUUAGUGCAAGUGGCCUUAUAAAAGUAGCAAGAGGAGAUGCUCCUAGUAGCCAUGGGGAAUCCCCACCUCUCAGCCCUUAGUGACUGCCUUGUUAUCCACAACUGGACAAACAUACUCCACCUGCUUAUGUUGUCUUUUGUGACUUGAUAAUGGUGUAAUGUUGUUCUUGUGACUUGAUAAUAUUGUUCCAGUAACUGGUUUGUGUACAAAACAGAAAGCCUUUAAUAGAUGUCAUGUGACAAAAAUUAAUUUGAGCAAAACAAAGAAAACACAUGACUGUUUGAUUGGUUCCUUGAACAAGUCAUAAAAACUGUGGUCAAUUUAAUAAACUUUUACAAGUAUAGCUUUGUUUUUGAGUCUUAAAGCAUCAGCUAGGCUUGCAAACUACACUUGUAAAAGUUUUAUUAAACUGACAUUAAAUUGACCUCUGAUUGAAAUAAUGAAUACAUGGAUUAGUACUUGUCAAGAAAUAAAUUUCAGUGAAUCCUUCCAGUGAAGAUUUCCCUUACAUUUAUUUCUUAAUUCCACAAUUCAAAUAUCUGAAAUUCAUAUAUUCAUCAUUUCAUCUUCAUUUUUUUCUUGUUUGUUUUAGUACUCAAUUUUCAUUGGCUGGGAAAGAAGAUUUGAUUUAGGCCAAAAAAAUAGUUGAAUUCAUGAAUAAAUUACACUAGUGAGAGCCAAUCAAAACUGCAAGGAUCACUGGUGGUUUCAAACAUGAUGUAAUAAAUCUCAUAAUUAUUCAUCAUCAUACAAACCAAAAAAAAAAAUUAUAAUUAUCAGCAAUAUUUACCUCAACAUACCCACCAGUAUUAUGUUGGUUUGGUACUCGAAACCAACCCUUUCUGUCCCUCUGGUUAUUUCUUAUGGGGAGUUUAGGAAAGAACUCUCUGUCAAACAACUCAAUCCCUUGACACCUCAUUUAGCAUUUUGUCUAUUCACAAGGUUGGGGUUUGAGGAAACUUCUUGGGAGCUCAGAAGUCUUAAACCUCUGAAUUCUGGUGCCCAAGGCAAAAUGCCUGAAAGAUUCAAUCUUCUCUUUGUGUAUGCUAAUACAGUGAAACCACUAUUAAGCGGACACCUUCACGGGCCUUCCCAAGUGUCUGCUUAAUAGAGGUCUGUAAAAAUUGUGCAAUGUUUGUAAACUAUUAACUUUCGACACUUACUCUGUACUGUGAUAAAGUUCCAUGUUGUUAAGGAAGCUGUGCUGUACUUUGUGCAAGACUUUCGGUCGAAUCUACAGUUUAUUGACAGCUAAAUGCAUUGAUUUAUCUUUGUUAAUCGACUAAAGUUCCAUGUUGUUAAGGAAGCUGUGCUGUACUUUGUGGAAGACUUUCGGUCUAAUCUACGGUUUAUUGACAGCUUAAUGCAUUGAUUUAUCUUUAUUAAUCAGCUACAGUACGUAUUUCAAGGACGUAAUCCAAUACUACUUUUGUCAAUUCCGUCCAGUGUCCGCUUAAUAGAGGUUAUUAGCAAUAGAAAUUAGCCAAAUACAAUUUAUUUUAGUGUCCGUGUCCGCGCUUAAUAGAGGUGUCACUGUAUAUCCUUCACUCUUAUACUUUCCCACAUUUGUUUCUCAAGAGAACCAUUCUUUUCAAUGCAGCUGUUUUCUUUGUACCAUUUUAGGGAAAACAGCCCUCAAUUUUACCCAGGCCUACAGGAGUACAUGCCCACUACAAAGAGCUGGCUGGAUCAUGCCAUGAUGAAAUAUGGUGGAACUUAUUUGGAUACUGAUGUGGAGGAAGUCAAGACAAUCGGUAGAAUUAUGAUCAUUUUUGCCAUCUUUAUUCCAUAUUGGACAAUCUAUUUUCAGGUAAUUGCCAGUGACAUAAUUUUCAACAACGUUCUGAACUGUUUUUGCCAUAAAGCAGUGUUGGAAAUUAACUGCUAAUGGGUGAUGCACAUAAAUUGGCCUAAAGUUGUCUUUCAAUGUUCUUGCUUUACCUACAGAGAAGAGGAUUCCGUAAAGUUUGAAAGUAACAGCUCUCAUUACCAUUAGGAUUAACAGCCUUUGUUUUUUGAGAAAUAACGUUUUCCAUAGUUCGUCAGUAGAAUGUUUGAUAAAGUUGCAUGUCAGGCAAUGUACAUGCUAGUGUGGCUCCUUAUUUAAAAGAAAUGAAUGGAGAACUAAAUUUUGUGCAAGCUGUUAAGGUUUUAUUAAGGAAAAUUACCUUACUGCCACCUAAUUUUGCGGAUCUUUGAUUUUGCAUUUUUCAAUUCACAAAAUUCAAGACGGUUCAUAAAUAGAAAUCCGCGUAAAUUUUUAUACCCAUUUAGAACUUUCAAAUCAUAGAAAUAAUGAGAAACGUAUAACAACAACAUUAUGUGUAUGAACAAAAAACACAAAACUGGUUUCACUGGUAAGUUCCAUUUUGUAUCUUCUGUUGUGAAAUAACAUUUAUUUGCAAAGAUUUACCUAGAAAUUUUUAAAAGUUUAGAGAUUCUGAAAACUGAGAUAAAGUUGAGAACGUUUCAGUCACAAAAUUUAAUACCCUUUUUCAUAUUUAACGAUUGAGAUUGCGAAAACCCUGUAAAAUACUGUCUUGUCAAAAUCAUGCAAUUAAGUACCCCUGAAAUUAAGUACCAAUAAGGCAGCCCAAUGCUCUGAACUGGUGAAAUCCAGGGUCCCCUAGCUAUUGAUUUUCAUAAAAAAAGUAGUCACCUCCUAGUCAUCCAAGAGCACAAGUUCUCGGCACCACAGGCCACAGGGCACCACUGGAGCACAGCCCUGAGGCUCCUCUUACGUAGAUGUGGGUUAGUAAACUGAGCCAACAACAUGACCUUCUAGUAAGUCUGAGUUUCUCCUUGUCAUGUCCCUUGAUCAACCUAUUUCUAAUCUUAACUACAAUGUACUCUGAUCACUAACAUCCAGUUAAACAGUACAUCAUUUUACAUGUUCUAGAUGAAUUCCACUUUUCUGCUUCAAGGACUCCACAUGAGACUAAGUUUUGACCCACAUGAUAUGACAGAGGACAUCGAUGAGGCUCAUGUUAUACCUGCGUGGCUGACUCUGGUAGAUGUCUCUUUUGUUCUGAUCUUGAUUCCCAUCAUGGACAAGCUGGUUUAUCCCUGGCUGGAUAGAAAAGGAUGGGGUUUGAGCAUUUUCACUCGAAUUUCGAUUGGUAAACCAUCUGUGGUCCUUAUCUUUUGCAUCUAAUAAUAAUAAUAGUAAUAAUAACAAUCUUUAUACGAGGAGCUCUCUUCACAAAGAGUGAUAUUCAGUGAGGCCCUGUGAGGACCUGCCUUUUCUGGAAACAAGGCCAAACCCAUAAAAAUGUGUGGAGUUUCGUAUGUGUUUGUUUGUUUUCUUACUGAACAUUACAAGUUCUAAACAACACUGUAUUAAUAUUAUGGAUAAAGUAAAACAAAUCUCUGCCACUUAACAUUGGUGACUCUCAGCAUUAUGAAUCACAGUUCCCUGUCUUCCGUGAUUUUCUUCUACAGUUUGUUACAGUUUUAAUUAUUAUUAUCAUGAUAAUAAAAUUGUACAUCAUCAUCAGAUGGUAAUUGCAAUUAGAACCCACAAAAAGGGACACUAGUCGGAUGCAUUUUCACCCUGACCAAGUUAGGGUGGUGGAGUAAUAUUCAAGACCAACAGUAACUUCCAGCUAUCAUUAUCCAUUGUCAGUCACAUGUCUACAGAGCCUAGCAGAGAUAGUGGCAUUUUUUAUAUUUUCCUAUUAUUAUGAUUAUUAUCUUUAUCACCAUCAUUAUUCAUAAUGGUAACAGGACUGAGUGGAGUCCAAUUCAGUCUGUAAUCAUAGGAGUGAUUAACAAAAUCGCGGGAGUCCGAUUUGUUUAAUCACGAGCAUGAUUACUGACCGAAUUGAACGACACGAAGUUCUGUUACCAAUUAAUCAUAACUUUAACAAAAUUUGUGAUAUAAUAGGCUAUUUUUUAAAUCAAAACACAAGAAAUUCGAAAUUUUGUUUUGCUAGCUGUGAAAAAAAAAGCCAUUUAAGCGCACGCGUGAUGGCGCGUACUGUCGAAUUACUUAGGCAUGACUCGUACUGUCAUAUUAAACUGUCCAAUUAAGGCUGAAAUCAGGGCAGUUGAUAACCAAUCAGAUUUGACAAUUUUGUUAUAGUUAUGGUUAUUACUAUUAUUGUUGUUGUUGUUAAUAUUAUUAAUUAUUAUUGUUAUAGUCAUGUACACUUACUCAGUUUUGAUGGUCAACCAGAAAAAAAUUCCCUUCGAGUGCGUUACAGCUAGUAACCGCGGGUCACAAGGGUCUGGCCAUCUUUCACAUCUCAAGGACUCUUUGUGGUAUUCUUGCAGUUCCUAGUAAUGUGGUCUUCUGCACAUGCCCUGGUCUUACCCUUACCAAUAUUCUGAAGCGACUUAUUCAGGACUUACCAUGUAUUCAACUCGCAACCAACUGGUACAGCAAUGUCAAUUAUUUUACAGACUCUAUCCUCCUUCCCCAGAAUUACAAUAUCUGGUCUUCUAGCCUCUGUUUUGUGGUCGCAUUGUAUGUUAAAUCCCACAACACGUGAAUCUUAUCCAUCUCCAACACACUCUGGGGCUGAUGCUCAUACCAUUUAUCUGCUAUGCCCAUCCCGUUCACACCACAUAAUUCCCAAUGAAUCAUUCUGGAGACAUUGUCAUGUCUCUUCUUAUACUCUGUUUGCGCGAGUUUGGCGCACUCACCAAUGACAUGUCUAACACUUUUACCUCUCUCGUGAUGCAUUUUACACAAUGCAGAUUCCAUACUCUUGUCCACUUGAAACUUCACAUAAUUCGUCCUCCAGGCUUCUUCUUAGGCCACACGGAUGAGAGUUUUAGUGCUGGAUUUAAGAUCAGCUUUUUUUUAGCAAAUUCCGUAUUCCGUUGAUGUCAGCACCCUCUUCUUCCAGCUGCCUCAAAAACCGGCUAUGCAUUUUCUUUUCACUCCAAGAUUUCACUUGUCUUCUACUUCUUCCUUUUAAAUUUUUUCUGCUUUUACAGCAGCUUCUACAUCUACCACUCCUGAUGCUUUCGCUGUCUCUAGCAACUGCCCCCUAUUACUGUUCCUAACGUACCAUCCAACACUGCUAUCUUUGCUCUGGACACAUCUUUUACAACUUAUUAAACCCUGUCCACCUUUUUCUCUUGGCAUAUAGAGUCUGUUAUUAUUAUUAUUAUUAUUUUUAUUUUUUUUUAUCAACUUUUUGAUGCUUUUUAUAAUUGUUAUUAGUAGUCUUUAGAUAUUCAUUUUACAACAAUUCUCUUUCGUAGACAAGAAAAAUGUACAUAGGGUAUAUAUUUUAAUAUUUCAUAUUUUUGAAUCUGUAAAUAGUCUAUUUUUUUUUUUUUUUAAAUCUAUGAAUAAAGUUUUGUUUUAUUUAAAAAAAAAAUUAUUAUUAUUAUUAUUAUUAUUAUUAUUAUUAUUAUUAUUAUUAUAUUAGUAAAAUCCAACUAGAGGUCUAUUAACAAUGCUGCAUUCUGAUUGGCUGAGGUACUACUAGGCUAUACGUUAUAGCCCACUAGUAGCGAAUAGUGCAGGCUUUUUGGCAGAAAAAAAGGGAUUUAAGUCUAGCUUUAACUAGGUAAAGUUGUUUUGUCUCGAUUUUUUUGACCAACUAGUGGGAUUUUACUAAAGCAAUUAUUCCUCUCGCCCUCGUGGCCUCUGAGUCAAUAGCCCGUUGACUCAGAGCCCAUUCAGGCUCGAGGAAUAAUUGUUAAUUAUUACUAUUAUUAUUAUUAUUAUUAUUAUUAUUUUUAUUAUUAUUACAACAUUUCAAUGCUCUCCUUCUUAUGAGAGAUGAAAGAUGUUUUACAAGUACCAUGUCAUUGAUUAUUGCAUUUCACAUUUCAGGCUUUUUGUUUGCUGUUGGUUCAAUGGUGGUUGCUGGAAUUGUUGAGAUUAAGAGACGUAAUGAUGAUCAUCAUUGUGUGACUCAAACUAUUGCUAAUGUGAACUACACUGCUUGUAUGUCCAUCUACUACCAAAUUCCACAGUACGGACUCAUUGGAGUAAGCGAGGUUUUUGCAAGUGUUGCUGGUAAGUAUUUAUCGUUUUCCCAUGUGGCUGUUUUAUUAUUUUGAUGGAUUGCCUGUAGAUAGAGUUCACGUAGGUUGAAAUCCUUGCUGGACAAACACCCGUUCUUAAAUUAUCUCUCAGCAUAAAAAUUUUGAUGCUUCUGCUAUUCUUUCUCGAUCGCAAAACAGCCAACAUUACCCACCUCCCAUCAAAAACAACCAAAUGUUAAACUAACAAUAAACAACUGUUAAACUGUGACAAAAAAGAUGGAUCGAAACACACCAUCGGCAUUUAAGAGUCUUCAUAGCCAAUAACAUCACAGCUUAUCUGAGAGACGACCAAUAACAUCGCGACUAUAUUGACCAAUCAAGUCAAUAACGCGAGUUUGAUACCAUUAACUGACGUGAUACAACUCACUUUGACCACCGCACCCUACCGCACAGGUUGUUAAAAAGUCAACAGCAGUCCUAUUCAGGACUACGAUCACCCGAUCAUGCUUCACUGACUUUUGAAAUGACUCCUGGGUUCAAACCUUUCACGCUGUUAAACUUAAGUUGGAAAUUAACCUUUCUUCAUUAAAUUUUGAAAGCCUGCUAACGCUGCUGACAGAGUUCUCGUAAAGAGUUAGUUGCCACAAACAAAGUCAGUAAUAUUGAUUGUAUUUUAGCCCUAGAGUUUGCCUACAGAGAAGCACCGAAGACCAUGCAAAGUUUAGUUAUGGGACUGUUCUUUUUUGUCCAGUCUAUUGGCAGCUUGCUUGGCGGUGCUUUGUAUGAGCUCUGCUCCUUAGGAAAGCACAGCUGGACUCCUCAUUUGGGCAAUAUGACUUCUCGUCCACAAGCUCUUAAAAACCACUUAGACUACUAUUUCUUUCUCCUGGCUGGAUUGCUGUUUGGUACCUGGAUAAUUUUCCUUGUUGUUACUCUGAGGUGUAAGUUUCCCUUCAGGCAAUCAAAUCGUAGGAGGACUAUACCAGUAAUACGGAAAUCACAGGAAAAUCUGCAUACCACAUCUUGAGAUAUGAAACAUGUACAAUUACAUGUAGGGUAAUUAUAUUAAGAGUUUCAACUUCUAAUGCUUAUGAGCUGCCAGUAAGAACUACUAUAAUUUAUACUGUAUAACAAAGUGCCAUGACUUGCCGCUUAUAAGCCCUAGGCUUAUAAAUCUUCGUAAGGGGUUUUGGGCUUAUUUAGCAAACGGCAAACGUCAGAUUCAAGUUGAGAAUUUCUCAAAAUAGAAAAUGAACCGAUAAAAACAGCUCAAAACUAUUCUUAAGGAUAAAAAUUCCGGUGAAACUACUAAUUUAUGUGUCAUAAUAAUGAACAGUAAACGACAAGUAAUGGGGAAACUUGGUGACGUGGCACAAAUUCGCGUUUGACGUAAAAGUGAUGCUCAACCUCUCUAUUAACGGAAAGGCUUACGUCCGAGGGCGGUUAUAACUGGAAUAGAAUUAGCACUGAAGCGGUGCUGAUCAAAAUACGUUUUGACUUUACUGGUAUUUAAGUAAACUUCAGAACGUCAUAAUAAAUCGAAUCUAUUUCAAUACUAGUGAGGGAGGGGCUUAUGAUUGGAUGCACGUUUUUGAUAGGUAAAUGGUCCUAUAACUACCCAGGGGGAGGGAGAUCUGAUAAGCGGGAGUUUACUAUAGUCCACAUAGGGUAAUAACAAUGUAAACUUGUUAUGCUUUCAAGCUGCCAGUAAAAACCUUUAAAAUUUUAUUUUAUAAUGUAGGAUACAAAGUCAGUGACAAAAUUUUGGGGACACUGUCCUCAAAUGGGGUAACUUCGAAGAACAGAACAAUCCACACCCUCACCCUCCCCUCCCUUCAAAGUAGGGGUGGUGGUUUGUUUCCUAAAGGUGCCUGAACAGUGGCGGACAUUGCAAAGAAGAAGUGGCAAAACGUCAGGUAGGCCCUUUAGUGCAAAGUGUUUCAGCUAAUGUUGUCGCUGAUUGCUGGUUCAGUAUGGGGAAAAAAACAACUAAGCAACAAAACGUUCAGAUUUUGAUAACUUAAAUGACUUCAUAUGAUAACUGAAAAUUGUACAAAGUGAGAAGGGGCUUACAGAAAUGGUUGGUUAUAUUUUUUUGGUCAAAAUUGGCAAUAUUGGCUUUUUGAAACUUAAAUUUCCUCUCGCCUCGUCGCUCCUCCAAUAAAAACCAUUCUCUGAUCUUACCUGAAAUGACGUCGUUAGUAGUAUAUGUACUUCGGUUUACAGUGAUAUUUAGUAUUCAAAUUAAUGGGGUAAAGGGUAUUUAGGUGAAAAAAUAAUAGUUCAAUAAUACCAUCCCCUUCCCCCACCUUAAUAAUAAAUAAAUAAUAAAUAAAGGUCUGUAUUGGUUUUUAAGCAAAAAUGCAUGCUAAAAACCAAGAACACUUACAUUAAAAACAGCAAAAAGAAUUACAAGGCUUUUAAAAUUCCAUGUAGAAG